AUGGCGGUGCCCAGACGUUGCAACAUGGUCGCUUGCUGCUGGACGCGCUCCUCUCCUCUGCUCCUGCUGACUCCAUUCGGGGAGAGACCUGUAGCUGUUCUGACCCUCCAACCCAACUGGAAACAGAUAUUCAUUGGAGAGACUGUUACUAUGAGAUGUGACAUACAGGGAGGAGGAGACUCUGACUGGCAGUAUGAGUGGCAUAACAACAGGAAGUUAGUCUACUCUAAUAAAAAGCCUGAGUACAGAAUCAGUCCUGUCUACACGUCUAACAGUGGUUCAUAUACCUGUCAGGGUGUAAAGGGAAACAACAUCUCCAAGACCAGUGAUGCUGUAAAACUAACUGUGUCUGCUCUGCCCGUGGCCACAUUGAGUGUCUCUCCUCAGGGUCCCCUCUACUCUGAAGAGACAGUCACUCUGCAGUGUGACAUACCAGACUACACAGACUGGACGUACUACUGGUACAUAAACAACCAACAGUUUUCCAGUCAGACCAGUGAAACCAUCACUAUCUCUCUCCCUGACCAAGCUGGUCAGUACCAGUGUCUGGGGAAAAGGACAAGGCGCCCCCAGUGGUCAAAUCUCAGCUCAUCUCUCCCCAUCAUCGUCACUGCUCUACCCACGGCUUCAGUGAGUAUCUCUCCUCAGGGUCUCCUCUACUCUGGAAAGACAGUCAGCAUGCAGUGUGACAUAUCAAUGUACACAGACUGGACGUACAGCUGGUUUAUAGGCAACAACCUCAAAUCCAAUAAUCAGCCGUCGACUACACUGACUUCAGACAAGGAGGACGUAUUCACAGGAGACAGUGUGACACUGAGCUGUACUGUAGAGUCUUCUGGAUGGAAGUUUUACUGGUACAGACACAGACCAGACUCUACACCAGUAACCACAACCUCUGGAUACUCCUACACACUCAGCUGGGUCAGUGUCUCUGAUGGAGGACAGUACUGGUGCAGAGCUGGGAGAGGAGACCCAGUCUACUACACCCUGUACAGUGACCCAGUCCAGAUAAACAUUACUGAGAGACCUGUUGCUGUUCUGACCCUCCAACCCAACUGGACCCAGAUAUUCAUUAGAGAGACUGUUACUAUGAGAUGUGACAUACAGGGAGGAGGAGACUCUGACUGGAACUACAGAUGGUAUAAGAAUAGUCAGUCAGUGAUCUCCUUUAACACAAAGCCUGAGUACACAAUCAGUCCUUCCUACGGGUCUAACAGUGGUUCAUAUACCUGUGAGGGUGUAAAGGGAAACAAGAUCUCCAAGACCAGUGAUGCUGUACAUCUGAAUGUGUCUGUGGCUGAACCCUGGAGACUCAGUGACUCUGAGCUGUGA
Messenger RNA from Salvelinus fontinalis (brook trout), 1332 nucleotides. Its product is annotated as carcinoembryonic antigen-related cell adhesion molecule 5-like. Bases 1 to 1332 code for a protein of 443 amino acids. The record is from RefSeq and is a predicted model, not a curated record. The transcript is spliced from 7 exons. Gene Ontology annotation, biological process: cell surface receptor signaling pathway. Gene Ontology annotation, molecular function: transmembrane signaling receptor activity. NCBI's taxonomy places the organism in Eukaryota, Metazoa, Chordata, Actinopteri, Salmoniformes, Salmonidae.